CUUCUACCUCGUCUAGUAACGUGCUGUACAAGACAACCUGCACGACCAUGUUUUCUGGAAACUAUCAGGUUCAGGGAACCAUAUUCCCAAACCCAAACAGUGAUCCCAUGAUGGAUGCACAAAUGAUUGGCGGGGCACUUCAAGGAUUUGGUUGUGACAAGGACGUCUUGAUAAAUAUUCUUACCCAGCGCUGCAAUGCACAAAGAAUUAUGAUUGCUGAAGCCUAUGGGAGUUUGUAUGGCAGGAAUCUGAUUGAAGACUUGAGGGAAAAUCUUGAUGGCCACCUCAAGGAAGUCAUGGUGGGCUUGAUGUACUCUUUUCCAGCUUACGAUGCCCAUGAACUCUAUCAUGCAAUGAAGGGAGCCGGUACAGAUGAAAACUGCCUAAUUGAUAUUUUAGCAUCGAGAACUAGUUCAGACAUAUUUCAGAUGAAGGAAAUCUAUUUAAUGCAAUAUGGCAGCAAUCUGGAUGAAAGCAUCUAUUCGGAAACCUCAGGGCAUUUUAGAGAUACUUUAAUAAAUUUGGUCCAGGGAGUAAGAGAGGAAGGAUAUCCAGAUCCUGGAAUAGCAGCUCAGGAUGCAAUGGUUCUCUGGGACGCAUGUCAAAGAAGAACAGGGGAACACAAAAACAUGAUGCAGAUGAUUUUAUGUAACAAAAGCCACCAGCAAUUAUGGAUGGUUUUUCAAGAAUUUCAAAAUAUCUCUGGACAAGAUAUAGCAGUAGCCAUAGAAGAAUGCUAUGAUGGAUACUUUCAGCAGCUGCUCUUGGCCAUAGUAUCCUGUGUUCGGGACAAACCGUCAUAUUUUGCAUACAGACUUCACGCUGCAAUUUAUGAUUUUGGUUUUCACAAUAAAACAGUUAUAAGGACUCUAAUAGCCAGAAGUGAAAUAGACCUAAUGAACAUCAGACAGAGAUACAAGGAGAGAUAUGGAAAUUCCCUCUACCAUGACAUUAAGAAUUUUGCGUCGGGACAUUAUGAACAAGCUUUGCUUGCCAUCUGUGCUGGGGAUGGACAAGACUACUGAGACAAAAAACUGGACGCCAUUUCAUUUAGAAGUUACUGGAUAAAUUGAAUAACAUUGCUUUGCUGAAAUGAUCAGAUUGCCAAUGGAUUAGUUUAAUCAGAAAAUUAUAAUCACCACAAUUGUUAAUUUUAAUAAGGAGGAAUUUCUGGGGAAAAAAUAACAAUUAUAAUUUACACAAUGGAUUUGCCUGUUUCAA
Molecule: messenger RNA, 1221 nt
Organism: Pseudophryne corroboree (corroboree frog)
Lineage: Eukaryota; Metazoa; Chordata; Amphibia; Anura; Myobatrachidae
Gene: ANXA10
Product: annexin A10
Exons: 12
Coding region: 48-1025 (325 amino acids)
Cellular component (GO): cytoplasm
Molecular function (GO): calcium ion binding; calcium-dependent phospholipid binding
Source: RefSeq, a predicted model, not a curated record